This is a messenger RNA of Anthonomus grandis grandis, 2313 nucleotides long. Its product is annotated as glucose dehydrogenase [FAD, quinone]-like. The record is from RefSeq and is a predicted model, not a curated record. Bases 319 to 2175 code for a protein of 618 amino acids. Lineage: Eukaryota; Metazoa; Arthropoda; Insecta; Coleoptera; Curculionidae. Gene Ontology annotation, molecular function: flavin adenine dinucleotide binding; oxidoreductase activity, acting on CH-OH group of donors. The transcript has 12 exons.
GCAAGUACUCCGCGUGGUGGUGGGAGACGCCGGUAUCACCUGCAGACAGAUAUUUUAAAUUUAAAUAUUUUAUACUUCAAUCAAAAGCCAAACUGCUCCUAUCGAUAACCAAAAUCAAAAAAGUUUACUAGUGUUUUUUUCGAAAUAAUUCCUCUGGAAUUUUUUUCAAUAAAAAUAGACAUUUCCAUUCAUUAUUUUGGUUCUUUGAUGGGAUUUUAAUAUAUUUAUUAUACAUUUUGGCAGGUUGGACUCAAAGUGACUUUGUGCGAGUGCAGUGUUUGUGUUAUUAUCUAUAAUAGAUAUUUAAUAAGAUAAACCAUGAUGUACAAACCUAUUUUCCUAGUUCUAUUCUACCUAUCCAUAACCAAACAACAGUCGAUUCUAGAAGGAGUAAUCAAAAUUAUUCAAGAAGGUGAAGAUCAAAUUUCAGCAGAGCCUCCUGACAUUGCAGCAUCCAAAUUACUGAAAGAAUACGACUUCAUAGUGGUAGGUGCCGGUACAGCCGGCUGCGUGGUCGCUAAUAGACUCAGUGAGAACCCAGAUUGGAAGGUACUUCUUGUGGAAGCCGGAAGACCCGAAAAUUUCUUAAUGGACAUGCCAAUAUUAGCCAACUACCUACAAUUCACAGACAGCAAUUGGCGAUAUAAAACAGAACCUAAUGGAAGGUCAUGUUUGGGUUUUGAUGGCCAGAGAUGUAACUGGCCUAGAGGCAAAGUUGUUGGGGGAUCAAGUGUUCUGAAUUACAUGAUCUAUACUAGAGGAAACAGACAAGAUUUUGACAAUUGGGCAGCAAUGGGCAAUAACGGUUGGUCAUUCAAAGAUAUUCUGCCUUAUUAUAAAAAAAUCGAAAAUUUCACGGUACCAGUACCACACGAUCCAAAUUAUCACAACACUGAGGGCUACUUGGAUGUCUCUUACGCCCCCUACCGCACCAAAAUUGCAGAUGCCAUCGUGAAUUCCAGUAUCCAGUAUGGUUUUCCUUACGUGGAUUAUAAUGGACCGACCCAGGUAGGAGUCUCCUAUCUUCAACUAAGUUUGCGAGAUGGUGUUAGAGAAAGUUCCAGCCGAGCUUACUUGCAUCCGAUUCGUAGUAGACCCAAUUUACAUUUAAGCAAAUUUACUAUGGUGAAGAGAAUCGUCAUAGAUCCUAUUACAAAGCAAACUCAAGGAGUGGAAAUAGUAAAAAAUGGCCGAACCUACUUUAUAAAAGUAAAAAAAGAAGUAAUUUCCUCGGCCGGAGCCAUUAACUCACCUCAGCUUUUAAUGCUUAGUGGAAUAGGACCAAAGAAGCAUCUUCAGCAACUUGGUAUUCCCGUUCUAAGCAAUCUCCGUGUAGGAUAUAACCUAAUGGACCACAUAGCUAUAGGCGGAAUUACGUUUCUCAUCAACGAGGCAAUAUCUCUAAAAACCGAAAGGCUUAUCAACAAUCAAAACUUAAGAGAUUAUUUGAAUAAACACCGUGGGCCAAUGUCCAUUCCCGGGGGAUGUGAGGUUUUGGUGUUUCACGAUUUCGAUAAUCCAGGAAAUCCGGAUGGAUAUCCAGACAUUGAAUUGCUCUUCCAGGGAGGAUCAAUUGUCUCCGAUCCCGUGUUGAGAAAAGACUUCGGAAUUACUGAUGAAAUUUAUGAUUAUGUCUAUAAACCAAUUGAAAAUAUUGAUUCCUUUAUGGUAUUUCCAAUGUUAAUGAGACCCAAAAGCAAAGGAAGAAUUAUGUUAAAGAGUACAAGCUACAAAGACAAACCAUACAUUUUCCCGAACUACUUUGCAGACCCAAAAGACAUGGAGACUAUGAUCAAAGGGGUGAGACUUAUAUUGAACAUCACUGCUGAACCGGCUCUACAAGCUUUAGGUGCAAGACUUCACACUAUUCCAAUUCCCCAGUGUUCAGAUAAACCAAUGGCCUCCGAUGCAUAUUUCGAAUGUAUGGCCAGACACUUCACCUUCACCAUCUAUCAUCAAAGUGGCACAUGCAAGAUGGGUCCAGCAAAGGAUAAAAAAGCAGUUGUAGAUCCUAGACUAAGGGUUUAUGGAAUAAACGGAUUAAGAGUUAUAGAUGCUUCAGUGAUUCCAGAAAUCCCUGCGGCUCAUACCAACGCACCCACGUUCAUGAUAGCAGAAAAGGGCUCAGAUCUUAUCAAAGAAGAAUGGGGAUUUAACUUAGAUAAUUAUGUUUAACUUAUGGUGGUUGUAGAUAAUCUGUGAUAUUAUUUGUUAGUUAGUGGAAGUUAACUAAUAGUUUUAUAUUUUCCUAAUUAGUUAUUAUUUUUAGGUGAAGUAUAGUAAAUUAUUAUUAAUAAUCAGGAAUUAUACAUA